Mesorhabditis spiculigera is the source of this 951-nucleotide messenger RNA. The record is from the annotation of a GenBank genome assembly. Lineage: Eukaryota; Metazoa; Nematoda; Chromadorea; Rhabditida; Rhabditidae.
AUGAGCGAUGGGCUCGACGUGGACGGGCUGUUGAACCGGAUGCUGGCCGUCGGCCGCCCGACGACCGGCAUGACGCUGACGGUCCCUGAGGAGGAGCUGAUCACGUUGUGCAAAAUGGCGAAAGACAUGUUCAUGUCGCAGCCGGUGUUCAUCGAGAUUGACCCGCCGGUGCGGAUUUGCGGCGAUACGCACGGGCAGUACGGUGACCUGCUGCGGCUGUUUGAUCGGGGCGGCUUCCCGCCGACGGCCAACUACCUCUUCCUCGGCGAUUAUGUUGACCGGGGCAAGCAGAGUCUCGAGGUGAUCACGCUGCUCUUCGUCUACAAGCUGCGCUACCCCAAGAACUUCUUCCUGCUGCGCGGCAACCACGAGACGCCGAGCGUCAACCGGCUGUACGGCUUCUACGAUGAGUGCAAUCGUCGCUACAGCCCACGGCUCUGGGAGGCUUUCCAGGACGCCUUCAAUUGCAUGCCACUUUCGGGCCUGGUCGGCGACGCCAUCCUCUGCAUGCACGGUGGCCUGUCCCCGCAGCUGCAGACGCUCGACCAGUUGCGCGAAAUUCAGAGGCCAACCCCGGCUCUGAAAGCAUCGCUCGAGCUUGACCUGCUUUGGGCUGACCCGGCUGCCAACUUAUGCGGCUUCGCCCCAAAUGUCCGCGGCACCUCGGUCUGGUUCGGGGCCGACAUGGUCAAGCAGAAAUGCGCGGAUUUGGGCAUUGAUUUGGUAGCUCGCGCGCACCAGGUCGUUCAGGACGGCUACGAGUUUUUCGCCGACCGGAAGUUGGUGACCGUCUUCUCGGCUCCGCACUACUGCGGGCAGUUCGAUAACGCGGCCGCGGUUCUGAUUGUCAAGGAAGACUUGCUGUGCUCCUUCGAAGUCUACAAGCCGCAGAUCGGCAAGCUGGUCGUCGCCUCGAAGGAGCUCACCAAGGGAUCCAAGGAGACCGCCGCC